Molecule: messenger RNA, 2654 nt
Organism: Salvelinus sp. IW2-2015
Lineage: Eukaryota; Metazoa; Chordata; Actinopteri; Salmoniformes; Salmonidae
Product: serine/threonine-protein kinase Chk2-like
Biological process (GO): mitotic DNA damage checkpoint signaling; protein phosphorylation
Cellular component (GO): cytoplasm; nucleus
Molecular function (GO): protein binding; protein serine/threonine kinase activity; ATP binding
Source: RefSeq, a predicted model, not a curated record
UGUUCAGUUGCACACGUCAGAGCCGGCGAGUCGUCACAUUUAUUCGGUUAGCAAACAACCACUUAAUUUCGCCGUCGUGCUAGCUAGACUAGCUAGCUAACUACAACAACGGAAACGAUUAGGGCACUUGUGGAACUGAUUUAGAUUUGCUUUAUUUGUGCUUGGUGAGGAUAAAAAAUACAGUUAACUUGCAUGACAGACUCAGACUGAGGAGAAAUAUUGACCAUGUCCCAGGAGAAGCCAGAUGCUGGCAGCCAGACACAGUCACAGCCUCAGACUCAAUCCCAAACUCAGUCCCAGAGUGGCUCCAGCUCCUCCUCUGGGUCAGGCACUGUCAGCUCAGUGGACACCAUCCCUGUUAGGGACCUUGGCUCCAUACCAGAGGAGCCUGAGCCACAGCCCUGGGGUCGCCUGCUGCCUAUGCAGAGAGGCUUCAGAGCCCACGACUGUGUUGAGGACGACACUUGGUUUGGCCGGGACAGUAAAUGUAACUAUUGCUUUGAUGACCCCAUACUGAAGAAAUCGAUCAGAUUUGCUACAUACAGCAAAAAACACUUCCGUAUCUUCAGAGAGCAGAACAUUGUCUAUGUCUUUGACAACAGUGGCAAUGGCACGUUUGUUGACGGUAAAGUUCUUGGAAAAGGAAAAACUCUGCCUCUAGCAAACAAUGCAGUGCUGUCCCUAGCUGAGGAACGCCAUAAAGUGUUUGUGUUCAUUGAUCUCAUGGCGGAUGAACAGUCCAACCUCCCCAAAGAGUUCAGUGAGAAAUACCUGAUUACCAAAAAGAUUGGAGCUGGUGUGUGCGGGGAAGUGAAGCUGGCCUUUGAGAGGGCCACUUGCAAAAAGGUGGCUGUGAAGACAAUCAACAAGAAGGACUUCCCAGCAUCUCUCGGCACUGCCACACAAAAUGCGGAACGAGAGAUCCAGAUCCUCCAAAAGAUAGACCAUCCAUGUCUGAUCAAAACAGAAGACUUCUUCCAAACAGACGACUCAUACUACAUUGUUUUAGAGCUCAUGGAGGGUGGAGAACUCUUUGACAGGGUCAAAAGCAAGAACCAGAUAGAGGAGUCAAUUGCCAAGCUUUAUUUUUACCAGAUGUUGAAAGCAGUAGAGUAUCUUCACAACAAUGGCAUCAUCCACAGAGACCUCAAACCUGAAAAUGUGCUGCUUUCGUCUCAGGAUGAUGUUUGUGUCAUCAAGAUCACAGACUUUAAUCAGUCCAAGAUACUGGAGGAGUCUGCCCUGAUGAGGACCCUUUGUGGAACACCCACAUACCUUGCACCUGAGGUGUUCACCGACGCAGUCACCGUGGGCUACAGCAGAGCCGUAGACGCCUGGAGUUUAGGGGUCGUCCUGUUUGUGUGCUUGGCAGGCUAUCCCCCGUUCCACCCUAACGCACAAACUGGUUUGUCAGUCAGGGAUCAGAUCACGCAGGGAAUUUAUACAUUUAUUCCAUCCAAAUGGGACGGCAUCUCGGAUGAUGCUAAAGACGUCGUGAAGAGGCUGCUUGUAGUGGACCCCAAUGCCCGCCUCACCAUUGAGGAGGCUUUACACCAUCCCUGGCUGAUGGAUGAGGCCAUGAAGGAGACUGCUGAAUGCAUCAUGUACCCCAAGGACUCUGGAGAUGCCACAGCAGCUGAUGCCACAGUAGCUUCAACUACAAAGAGGUCAAGAGAAGAUGAUGACGAGCAGCAGCCGGCAAAGAGGAGACCAGGCCCAUCCACAGAGGCAACAUGAGUCACAUUUCAUCCUCAUCACCACAUUGGAGACUCCCCCCAGGUAGUUUUCCACCGGAAAUUAGGGCCCCUGGAAAUCUACCAGUAUAUUGUGUUUUCACACUUCUAUAGCUACAUUUCCAUUAACUUGUCCAAUGAUUUUAGACAUUUAAAACGUUCGAAUAGAAAAAUAGAUGCGACAAUUGCCUGCUGCGGUGCGUUUCCAUUUAACUCUCUUGUCGAUAGAAACAGCUAUAUGUAAUGGUCCCAUACUUAUUUUUGCAUUUUUUUGUUGUUUAUAAUAAAGAUUAGGUGGUUGAAGUGUUUCCAUCAAUAAAUUGGCCACAGCCUGUAUGCCCUCCCACCUAUCUGUUUUAUGUCUCAGGUAGCCCGCAAAAGCCAGCACAGAUAGAAUGCAAGAAUUACCAUAUUUUAAUAAUUCUCAUGUGCCAACAUAUCGCCAUGGUGAAACUUGCAUCCAGCCAACCAGAAUAGCAAAGCGAAGCAAUUCAGGCUUUCCUGAAAGUACAGACAAUUGUCCUGCAAAGAAACAUUAUUUUUAUGGUUGAAAAAUAGAUUGAGCAAGCAGUAAGAAUUUAGAAUUAAAUGUGGAGCUUCCAAAUUCGGCAAUCCAUUUCCAUUACAUCAUGGUGCAAUCAUCUGAAAUGCACUUGAUUAACGUUACUAUAUACUGAUCGCAAAUAUAAACGCAACCAUUUUAUUUUACUGAGUUAGAGUUCAUAUAAGGAAAUCAGUCAAUUGAAAUAAGAGGCUCUAAUCUAUGGAUUUCACAUGACUGGGAAUAGAUAUGCAUCUGUUGGUCACAGAUACCUUUAGAAAUAUGGGCCUCAGGACCUCGUCAGUGUCUCUGUGCAUUCAAAUUGCUAUCAAUACAAUUUUAUUUUGUUGUCCGUAGCUUAUGCCUGCACAUACCAUAAC